Molecule: messenger RNA, 684 nt
Organism: Symbiodinium sp. CCMP2456
Lineage: Eukaryota; Dinophyceae; Suessiales; Symbiodiniaceae
Source: the annotation of a GenBank genome assembly
AUGAUGAGGGCCAGGAGCCACCGAGUGGCAGCGCCCUUGCUGGCAUUGGGGGCUGCGAUCGUGGCCUGCCUUUCUUUGACCAAGAGCUUGGCCUUCACGGGUUCCCCAUCCAUGACUCUGCUCAAGGGUGAGGAAGCUGGAAGAGCUGUUCAAGUCUCGAUGGGUCAGGCCGUUCAAGGGCCAUGCAAGAGGAAGGUGAAGAGGAGCCCUGUGAGUUCGAGCUUCAAAUCGGCAAAGGCGAAGCAGGCGGAGCGAUCUUUGGCUCGGAAAACAGCUGCCGAGCAAGCUAAAGUUAGAGUUCCCAUGCAGUGGCCUGCAACGAUCCCAGAGGGAGUCACCCUUCUCCAUCUCGAGUAUGAUGUUGCGCCGAAAGACGAAGUCGAAGCCGAAAUGGCAAAGAGGGCAUUCAGCACAUUUCCCAAGCCAGGAAACAAGGAAGUGGAGGAUUUCAUCCGGAAGGUUCAAAAGACAUUCGGUCCGAAGGUGCGGGUUGCAUUGAACGAGCCCAUGGUCCUGAAGGAGCUCCUGCCGGAAGGAUCGACGAUCAAGUACCGAAAGGGUGCUUUCGAGGUCAUGAACCUCAACACCGGCAAGCUCAUGUUCUCGAAGCUCCAGACUGGUGUUUCGCCUGUGUACGAGGAGUUCGAUUACUUCGCGAAGAAAGUCAUGGCGACGAUUCCCUGA